Prunus avium (sweet cherry) is the source of this 1386-nucleotide messenger RNA. Its product is annotated as UDP-glycosyltransferase 708C1. Gene Ontology annotation, molecular function: UDP-glucosyltransferase activity. Lineage: Eukaryota; Viridiplantae; Streptophyta; Magnoliopsida; Rosales; Rosaceae. The record is from RefSeq and is a predicted model, not a curated record.
AUGUCAAAAAUCACAGCUUCUCCUCCUCACAUAGCUCUGUUGCCAAGUGCUGGGAUGGGUCAUUUGACCCCCUUCCUCCGCCUUGCUUCCAUGCUCUCCUCCAGAAGCUGUACGGUCACCUUGAUCACUGCCUCCCCUUCUGUUUCUGCUGCAGAGUCCUCUCACAUUUCCUUCUUUUUAUCUCAGCAUCCACAGGUCAAGCACAUUGAGUUCCAAGUCCUUCCCUCCAAGCCCACCACUGAUGACCCUUUCUUCCUCCAAUUUGAAGCCACCAACCGCUCUGUCCAUCUUCUUUACCCUUCACUUGCUUCUGCAUCUCCACCUCUCUCAGCCAUCUUUUCUGACUUUGCAGUGGCUCCCAGUAUUGCUCCUGUUGCUGCUGAUCUUGGCAUCCCCAAUUACAUCAUCUCCACCACCUCUUGUAAGUUUUUCUGUCUCCUAGCCUACCUUCCAGUCCUUCUAUCCGACCCUUUGAGUUUUAGCAGCAGCCUCAGUGAAGUCAGCAUCCCAGGCAUCACCCCAUUGCCCCUACCAAGCAUUCCUCCUCCAUUUAAGAACCCAAAUCAUCUUUUCACAUCACUAACUGCGGCAAAUGCUCAAGCUCUCUCUAAGGCCAAAGGGAUUCUAAUGAACAUUUUCGAUGAUUUUGAACCGGAAACUCUAGCUGCUAUCAACAGCGGCAGAGUUUUAGACAAUCUCCCACCAAUCCUCCCCAUUGGACCAUUAGAAACUUUUGAGCCCAAGAAAGAGCUGGACCAGUCCUAUCUGCCAUGGCUAGACAGCCAACCAGCAGAGUCUGUAGUUUAUGUGAGCUUUGGAAGCAGAACAGCCAUGUCCAGUGCUCAGAUAACAGAGCUGUCAAAAGGGUUGGAGAGAAGCGGAUAUAGAUUUUUGUGGGUACUUAAAACAAGCAAAGUUGAUAAAGAUGAUAAAGAAGAGCUGAAAGAUCUUCUGGAGGAGUCAUUUUUUGACAGAACUAAGAACAAGGGAAGAAUAGUGAAGGGGUGGGUGAGCCAGCAGGACAUUCUUGAACACCGUGCCAUUGGCGGAUUUCUCAAUCACUGCGGGUGGAAUUCGGUCAUGGAAGCAGCCCGGAAGGGCAUACCGAUGCUGGCAUGGCCACAACACGGGGAUCAAAGUGUGAAUGCAGAGGUUGUGGAGAAGGCAGGGCUGGGAAUAUGGGAGAGGAAAUGGGGUUGGGGUCUUGAAGGGUUGGUGAGUGGUGAGGAGAUAGGGAAAAAGAUUGUGGAGCUAAUGGAAGAUGAGAAGCUGAGGGGUUUGGCGAGGAAGGUAGGGGAAAAUGCUGGGAAGGCUAUUGGUAUUGGUGGGAAAUCUGAGAAGGUGCUCACUGAAGUCCUGGAAUAUCUUGAGCAGAAGAAGAACUGA